GUUUGUUGGGUUGACGGUUGACGUCUCCUCCUCUUGCGUCGUCGUGCCGUGCCGUGACGUCACGUGCCGUGCCGUGCCGUGCCGUGGAUGAGGAGGAGGAGGGAGAGAUGUUUGGGUGAUGGUGGGCCGCCGCCGGGGGGGUGUCACGUCUUCUCGGCUCUCGGCUCCGCUGUAGCACAUUAGUAACCGGAUUGUUGACACGGAGAAUGGAGAAUUAAAACCCGCCGUGGCAGCUGCUGCUGUCGGUAAACAACUCGCUGCUGUCACCGAGAUGAUCCCUGAGCUUUGGUUGACGUCCCCCUUGAAGACACAGACUGAGUAGCUAUGGCCGAACAAGACACUUGUCCUCACCUGGACUCCAUAGGAGAGGUCACUAAGGAAGACCUCCUGCAGAAAUCCAAGGGAACUUGCCAGUCUUGUGGAGCAGGUGGCCCGAACCUGUGGGCCUGUCUGCAGAAUGACUGCCCCUACGUCGGCUGUGGAGAGUCCUACUCUGAUCACAGCACCCUGCACGCACAGGCUAAGAAGCACAACCUGACGGUGAACCUGACAACAUUCAGGAUCUGGUGUUACGUGUGCGAGCGGGAGGUGUUUUUGGAGCACAGGCCUGCGUUGGUCCCUGUUCCUGCUGCUCCGCACCACUGCAAACCCACAGAGCAGGAAGCGGCUCCUCAGCCAGUGGGUCAUCCACUGAAAGCCGUGCCGAUUGCUGUGGCGGAGGAAGAAGGUUCGGAGUCGGAGGAGGAUGAGCUCAAACCCAGAGGCUUGACAGGGAUGAAGAAUAUUGGAAACUCCUGCUACAUGAACGCAGCUCUUCAAGCUCUGUCCAACUGCCCUCCUCUCACUCAGUUCUUCCUGGACUGCAGUGGACUGGUCCGGACCGAUAAGAAGCCUGCUCUGUGUAAGAGCUACCAGAAACUCAUCUCAGAACUCUGGCAUAAAAAACGGCCCAGCUAUGUCGUCCCUACCAGUCUGUCUCAUGGCAUCAAACUAGUAAACCCCAUGUUUCGUGGUUACGCUCAGCAGGUAGGGGCAAGCACCCAGCAGGAUACUCAGGAGUUCCUGCGCUGUCUGAUGGACCAGUUACACGAAGAGCUGAAGGAGCCUCUGACAGAGUGCAGCAUGAGCGGGGAGGGAAGUGACGGCGAGGAGAUAAGAGACGGAGAACGCUCCCCGUCUGAGGAUGAAUUCCUAUCCUGCGACUCCGGCUCCAGCAGUGACCGGGGUGAGGGAGGAGGAGCGGGUGACGGCGAGCUGCUCCUGCAGGAUGAGUGUGACGGGGUCAGAUCGCCGGCGGGAGGGAUGGUGGGCGUCGGUACCGGCGGCGUGAUCUCGGAGAAGGAGAGGCUCAAGGAGAGGAGGGUGUCUGGCUCGCCUCUCCGUGGAGGCUCCCAAGAGAUGGACGAGGAUGCUGAUGUGGAUACAGCAGCCGAUGAGGGGGCUCCUGAGAGGGGAGAGGAAGAGGAGAUAACACCAACCACAAACACUGAAGCCCAAACUCAAGAGAACAACCAGUUAUCUGAUACAGGGCAAGGGCAAGGGCAAACCCAGAGCAACCCCUCAGAACCAGACAAUGAAGCGUCAAUGACCCAAGCCCAGUCCACUCCCUGCAGUCCCGUGCGAACUCUCCAGGAGCUGCAUCCCAAACUGUCCUCCAGCCCUCCUCGCUCCAGCCCACUGCGCUCUGCAGGACCUGCAUACUCCUUCAAAAAAGCUCAGCUGAUGCUCAGUGCCAGGAAGAAGAAACAGUCUCACUAUCGCAGUGUGAUCUCCGACAUCUUCGACGGCUCCAUCCUCAGUCUGGUCCAGUGUUUAACCUGUGAUAGGGUCUCUACUACCGUGGAAACCUUCCAAGACUUGUCCCUCCCUAUUCCCGGUAAAGAGGACUUGGCAAAACUCCACUCCUCCAUACAUCAGAACCUUCCAGUUAAGACGGGCGUUUGUCCAGACACAUAUAGUUCGCAGGGCUGGAUCUCCUACAUCAUGGACUCCAUACGCCGGUUCGUAGUCUCGUGUAUCCCCACUUGGUUUUGGGGGCCCAUGGUAACCCUAGAGGACUGCCUCGCUGCCUUCUUUGCUGCAGAUGAACUCAAAGGGGACAACAUGUACAGCUGUGAGAGAUGUAAAAAGUUGAGAAAUGGCGUCAAAUAUUGCAAAGUACUUCGACUUCCAGAGAUUCUGUGCAUCCACCUGAAACGCUUCCGGCACGAGGUCAUGUACUCGUUCAAGAUUAGCAGCCACGUAUCCUUCCCAUUGGAGGGACUUGACAUGCGACCUUUCCUGGCUAAAGAGAGCCCAUCACAAGUCACCACCUAUGAUCUGCUGUCAGUCAUCUGUCACCAUGGCACUGCAGGAAGUGGACACUACAUAGCUUACUGUCAGAAUGUGAUCAACGGCCAGUGGUACGAGUUUGAUGACCAGUACGUCACAGAAGUCCAUGAGACGGUUGUACAGAACGCAGAGGCCUAUGUUUUGUUCUAUAGGAAAAGUAGCGAGGAGUCGGUGAGAGAGAGGCAGAAAGUGGUGGCUCUCGCCAAUAUGAAGGAGCCCAGUCUGCUGCAGUUUUACAUCUCCAGAGAAUGGCUGAAUAAGUUCAACACCUUCGCCGAACCAGGCCCCAUCAGCAACCACACGUUUCUUUGUCAACAUGGAGGGAUCCCUCCUAAUAAAUACCACUAUAUUGAUGACCUGGUCGUGAUUGUUCCCCAGAAUGUAUGGGAGUACCUUUACAACAGUUUUGGAGGAGGCCCAGCAGUGAACCAUCUUUACAUGUGCGCCAUCUGCCAGGUAGAAAUCGAAGCUCUGGCUAAACGAAGAAAAAUGGAAAUAGACACAUUCAUCAAGCUGAACAAAGAGUUUCAGGCGGAGGAGGCUCCGACUGUGAUCCUGUGCAUCAGCAUGCAGUGGUUCAGAGAGUGGGAGAGCUUUGUGAAGGGCAAAGACAACGAGCCACCUGGUCCCAUCGACAACAGUAAAAUUGGCGUCAUGAAAGGAGGACACAUACAGCUUAAGCAAGGCGCAGACUAUGGUCAGAUCUCAGAGGAAACAUGGCAGUACUUGUUGGGUAUUUACGCCGGGGGCCCUGAGAUCGCAGUGAGACAGACGGUCGCCCCGGCUGACCCCGACAGCCUUCAUGGAGAGAGGAAGAUCGAGGCAGAGACCAGAGCACUUUGAGAUAAAAAGAGGUCUUCUGAUUUCCCCUUUCCAACUCCUGCCCUCACAGGAAGCUGAGGAAUUUGCACCCUGGUGAAGAAGCCUCGCGUGAGCACUUUGUAAAUGUAGCAACGCAUUAUUCUGAAGCCGCGUCGCUUCGAGGGGUGAAGCGGUACUUAAAUAUCACGUAGUUUUAUUUAUUGGAUAACUCUGAUCCUCGAUGUUAAAGUGUAAAAAAAAAAAAAAAAAGACGUCAUGUCACAUCUCUUCAGCUGUUUUUUGGUAGCUAUGGUGUUUCAGUGGCUGCUGUAGUGACUAGGUGUCAUGUACUGCUCAGCUGAUGUGAUGAACCAGUUCGCCGAGGAGGAAAACUGAACUACAGUGCGAUGUUUGGUUUUGAGGACUAUUUUUUCAGCAAACCAGGAGACAUUAAGAAGCUUUAUGUUGUUUGCCUGUUUACCACUAGACACAUAGCAACAAGUUCAGACAUCAAUCUCACUCUUUGCACCUCCAACCUUAAACACACAGUAUAACUGAGCCCUCAGGAAUGGAAGUCUUUCGCUCGUUCAAGCUGGUGAAAUGAAGGUUAGCUUUAAAAAAGCGUGCAUGUGUUUUCAAAAAGACCACAUUUUCAUUUGUGUUUGAAAAGCUUCAAGAUGCAUGUAACCACAACGUCUUUACUCGGACCUGUAAGGACAAUUCGCUGACGGGACGAGGUGUUUGCCUAAACACACAAUAACUCCUUAAGGUGCUCAAAAUGACGGAAAUAUUGAGUCACCCCUGUUCACCACUAUCCAUAAACAGACAUUCAUGCGUAUAAAUAUAUGGCUAUAAUUUCAAACAGAGUAGAUUGCGUCGUACGCGGCAGGAGGUUUACGUAUCGUACGUAGGGGGUUACGAGCGAAUCUUGUGCAGCAGAAUAUCUUAACUGCCUUUUCUGAUAACAGCCGACGUAGUGAGUUUGUAAUUCUUCUGAAACAUCACCGUGAAUUACCUCGCAUCAGUUUAUUCCAAAACGAUUAACAACGCAGUACCUGCAUAUACCAAAAGAGGGCAGUAUUAAGUGAAUCGCAGGACAGAAAGUAUCUCGCAAAAUCACGAAAAUAAUUAGCACAACAUGCACAAAUCCAGACCUGUUACAACAUUAAGGUAAUUUAUGGUUACUGUUUUGAUUGAUCAGGUAUAUUUUCUUAUUAUAAUUGUGCAUGUUUCGUCAUCAGGUCAUCGGAAACAUGAAGAUGUAUCCUGUGCUCGGGAUUUUCAAAAUUAUAUUUGCGCAUCUGCAAAAAGAAAUUGUGCAUUUUAUGUUGAAGAUGCCUUUUAAAAUUUCUCUGUAAAUAUAAAACAUCCGUCUUCACUCCAUUUAGACACUGUGGUUUAUUUUCUGAUGUAAGAUCUGAACACCUCCGUCUAAACAGGAACCGAUCUGUCAGAACAAUCACAUAACCGCAGCGUUUUGAGGAAACUAGAUUCAGAUCAGCUUAUUCUGUUUUUUGUUUUUUUUUAAUAUCUUUUGAUCGCUGAUAAGAGCAUGCUGUGCAAACUGAGUAAACAACCUCUGACUCCUGUUUGAAUAAGCCAACGUGUCGAGUUACUUUACAGCGUUUUUUGUUUUUUUUCUGAUCGUUGUUUUAAUCCAAAGUAUCAAAAGUAACAUUAUAUACAGUUUUUUUUUUCUAAAUUCAUUUUUUUUAUUUUAAUAUCUAAUCUAAGCUCAGCUCAGUAGACCUAAAGUCCUCAUUUCAUGUCCUCCUCCGUUUCAUUGUAGAUAAAUCACACGCUUGCCUUUUUUUAACUGUACAGAGCUGCAUUGGCAACGUUUACCACAAAGCUCGGCUUUAACUGCUUAUAAUGUUGAGUGUAAUUUUUAAUAUAAAACUCUAACUUAUUGAUUACUAUUCAUUUUCAAAGCCUAAACUAGAAGGAAAUAAAAGAUUUAUAGUUGCAUUUACUGUUUGAUGGUAAAACCCCUUGAGCUAUAUUACACAAAGCUCCGAUGCACGACUCACAAAUUGUUCUUAAAUCUUUUGGUUUAUCAAUAAUCAUGUAGAAUCCACUCUGAUAAAUACAACUCCGCAGCUAUUACCAGUCUAAAUGGCCACAGGUUGUGAUAGUAAACACAAACAGUAAAGUCUCAACAACAACGUCUCAAAGCCAAAUCUGAGAGUUACGCAAAACGCAACGCAAAACUUGAAUUAACACUGAUUUUAAUAUUUAAUGGCCGUGCAGUAUUCACACAGGGAUACAGUAGCUCUGUAAUAUAAACUGAAAUGUGAAAAAUAUUAUGAUGUAAUAAUCUGUGUUCUGCAAUAUGGAUUACAGUGCCUUCACGCCAAUACACAACCGCAACGCACCCGCACAGGUGUCUUUAUAUAUUUUGCCUGAUAACAAAACUAUAUACUAUAUACAGACAGUGGUAUAGUGACAGCACGGUAACUGAAAACACCCGUGUGUGUGUGUGCAGGCACUUCGGUGAAACUUCCCAUCCAACUUGAAUGGACUAUUUAGCUGCGUACCACUAAUCCAGCUGUAUUACACUGGAAGAUCAAUCAGAAAAGGUGAAACUGAUCCCAGAAGGGUACAAACAUUAAUUCAAAUAUGCGAUAAAGCCACUUUUCAACGAGCUGACAAGUAAAAAGCUCAUCCUCGAGUUGCAUUUGUUCGUUGCUGGAGUCACUCUUAGCCAACAUUCUGCAUCUUGAGAUCUGAUAAUUGCAAUUAGUCCAGUAAUAAUUUAUUAAUCACAAGCUGAGCAGAUAUUCAGAAGCGUAAUUAUCGGAAGUUCUGUCUCCAACCAAUAGACCGCAAUACCCAAGAUGUUUUAAUGGACCUUUUUUCACAGCAGAUACUUUGACCUGUCAUAGUAGGAAAAUCACAAGUGUAACUAAUACCAACUUUACAACCAGACUUUCAGCUUUUAGUGUCUGGUUUUUAAAAGUUAAGCCUACUAUAACUGUUUUUUUUAUUUUGGCCA
This is a messenger RNA of Larimichthys crocea (large yellow croaker), 6127 nucleotides long. It is a transcript of the gene usp20, whose product is annotated as ubiquitin specific peptidase 20. Bases 325 to 3174 code for a protein of 949 amino acids. Gene Ontology annotation, biological process: protein deubiquitination. The transcript has 25 exons. NCBI's taxonomy places the organism in Eukaryota, Metazoa, Chordata, Actinopteri, Sciaenidae. The record is from RefSeq and is a predicted model, not a curated record. Gene Ontology annotation, molecular function: cysteine-type deubiquitinase activity; zinc ion binding.